Messenger RNA from Acanthopagrus latus (yellowfin seabream), 1368 nucleotides. RefSeq lists its product as uncharacterized. The transcript is spliced from 11 exons. Lineage: Eukaryota; Metazoa; Chordata; Actinopteri; Spariformes; Sparidae. The record is from RefSeq and is a predicted model, not a curated record. Bases 107 to 1258 code for a protein of 383 amino acids.
UCUGUACCCGCCUCCACCAGGAAGUUGUUACAGUUCCAUUCAUUCUGUUGUGUUCAAGCGCUUCUGUGCUGUUAAUGCAUGUUAUAUUACAACACUUGAUUUUAAAAUGCGUCGAAGAACCGAAGCUCAGUCCUCAAACAAUGAACCCGCCAGUGCUGACAGAAAGGACCUGGAUCAGAGACCGCACAGCCAAGCUGGAUCUCAAGGCAGAGUGUCUUAUGGCUCUGUGCUCAUGAACAUUGGAAAGUGUUUACUGUUAAUCAUCGUCAUCCCCCCAUUCCUCAACUACGCUUCACUGCAGAGAGAAGGACAGAUGCUCUUACCUCAAGGUGGCCAGAUUGUUGAUGUUGGUUUGGGUCAAAAGAUGCAUCUUUUGUGUAAAGGACACGGACAACCAGUCGUCAUACUGGAUUCACCAACAGGAAUGUCUUCAGAUGUUUGGUUGCAUGUCCAAGAAAGUGUGGCCACACUAACAAAGGUCUGCACCUACGACAGAAUGGGACUGGGCUUCAGCAAGCGGCUGAUGCCGAAUGAAACCACAGGAACUGAGAGAGUUUGGGGAAUGUCAACAACUGGACGGAUGGUGGAUGAUCUGCACCGGCUCCUGCAGGCUGCUGGGAUCGCCAAGCCCUUCAUCCUCGUUGGUUCUGAGCUCGGUGCACUUAACGGCAGGUUUUACAGCCACAUUCAUGACGUGCAAGUGUCAGACCUGGUGCUGAUUGAUCCCAUCCCAGAGGACCUUUUUGAGGAGGACCAGUGGAAAAAGUACUGGUAUGGUAAGCUGUUGCCCUCACUCCAAGCCAAGCAGUUUUCAGCAGCUACAGGGCUGAGCCGCAUGCUGAUCAUCCUUGGGGCGAUUGAACCGACUAUUAAAGGCGAAAAUGUCUCAGAGGAGGUCGUCCAGCGCCAGAAGUACCUAUUAAGUAACCCUGCCCACCAGAGCAGUUCUGUGGAUGAGCAUUACUUCUUGAAUGAAAGUGCAGCUCAAGUGAGGGAUAUCACAAAGUUUAAGCCCCUCUCCGGCAGGACGUCUGUGAGCAUUAUCACUGGGGAUUCCUUUGACCAGCAAAUUCCUGAGGACUUAAACCAAAUGGUAGCUAAGCUUCAAAAGAAGUUUCUGGAGGAGUCCUACCCAUCAGCCAAUCACAUUCACAUAAAAGGAGCAGACCGGCGAAUGAUCUACAAGAAGCCAUCUGCCAUCAGCCAGCACCUGAGGAAGCUAGUCAACCAACGACAAGCCAAACAGCAGAGCGAGUGACCCACGGCCAACAUGUAACAGUACCCCAGACAUGGACGGAGUAAUCACUGAAUAUGUUUUAAAUAUUCAAUAAAAUAUUCCAGUUAUCUUUUAACCUUUCCCUGCAGCAA